ACGAAAUCAUCAACCUGUAGUGCGAUUUAAUUUGGUCCGAGUGUAUAUUGUACGAUUUAAAAGAUUCUUACAAUCCUAGGCUAAUUUCUGUAGUCUUUGAUCGGUAGUUUCACUAAAUAGCUAUUUCCUCUGCUAAAAGUCUGUCAGUGUCAGAAGUUGCAAGAUGUAGUCCAGCUUCUUCAACAACCUAUGACAUAGAACUCUAAAAACGGACACACACAAGAAGAUUCGAAUAAAUUCAUUACUGUCGUACAUAGGGCUGUGCAAAAAUAUCGAUACAUGUAACUAUCGCAAAAAAAAAAAUUUCAAUAGUGUAUCGAUAGUGAUACCUUUACUAUCGAUAAUUUUUAUUUAAAUCAUAUCAUAUACAUACGGCCAAAAGUAAGUGGAAGCGAGCAUGGCAAAAAAUAUAAGAACGCCUGGAGCUCUCAGAGCUGAUGUGUGGGUGUGCUUUGGUUUUCAAAAUAAGUAAUGGAGUAAUGAGUUAUAUGAAAUAAUGCUGUUUGUAGGCUUCACAAGUCAUGACACAAGUCACUUGGCUCCUGCAGUGCAUUAGACAAAAAGUUUAUUAAGAAAAGUAACAAUGACAUUUAUUGUGCUUUCACGGAUGUGACACCAGCACAUUUACAGCACGGAUGAACCAGAGGUUUUAUACUGCCCAUGUUCAUUGUUUUAACUGUAAUGCACCACAACAGCCAAGUGACUUGCGUGAGCCACCUUAUUCCCCUGUGCUACCCACUUGAGGGGCGCAAUCCACAGUUUGAGAACCCAAACCUCUGAUCUAAAGGUCCAUGCAUCGCACAUCAUGGCCACUCUGCAGAGGUAAGGGAUGUUUUUACACGUAUCCUUACAGAAAACCCCAGGUGGUGCACAGCAUGUUGUAUUUCUAGCUCUACUUUUUACAUUCUCUAUUUAAACUAUUGCAAUAUAUCGCAAAUGUGUAUCGUAUCGGAAUACAUAGAAAUAUAUUGUAUCGUGACCCAUCUAUCGUGAUAUGUAUCGUAUCGGGAGGCACUUGCCAAUACACAGCCCUAGUCGUACAGUUGGACAUUAAUGAUAAAAUCCCACAGUGUGAUGUGGCUUUCAGCCGGGAUCAGGUUUAAACUGUGUGACAAGCAACAACUAUAAACACCUUUAAAAUUGCAAAGUGCACCAAGUAAACUACCCAUGAAGGACUAAACUAAUGUAUUUUUUGUGUAUUGGGCAUUUCAAAAUAGCUUAAAAAGUGUCGCCAAACUAUUACUAAUCCAAUCAGUGGUUCACAUCAAUUAACACGCUGUUUAACUUAAAAUUGGAAAUGUACAUGUGCAAAUGUCCAAAAUAGCCAACUUCUGGACUCACUUCUCAUUUCACUUUGGGCAGAAUGAAGCUUUUAAAAUGUACGUGGAUCCUCUGGACGUUUGCCCUCUGUUCAGUCUACGCAGCCAAAGAUAUCUGCAACGCGAAGCCCAAAGACAUGCCUUUGGAGCCAAUGUGUGUCUACCGCAACCCAGACAUCUCAGUAGAACCAACUCAAGCACCUGAGAAGAUCCCGGUUAGCACUAACCCCCGAGUCCUAGAACUAUCCAAAGCCAACAGCCGUUUCGCCCUCACACUUUUCAAGCAGCUCUCCGAGAGAAAGUCCAGCAGUGAAAACAUAUUUCUAUCUCCACUUAGCAUCUCAACUGCUUUUGCAAUGACAAAGCUAGGAGCUUGCAACCGAACACUGGAGCAGCUCAUGAAAGUGUUUCAGUUUGACUCGAUAAAGGAGAAGACGUCGGAUCAGGUUCAUUUCUUCUUCGCCAAGCUGAACUGUCGCCUUUAUCGGCGAAAGCAUGAGACAACGGAGUUGAUCUCUGCCAACAGGUUGUUCGGAGACAAAUCCACGAUUUUCAACGAGACCUACCAGCACAUCAGCGAGAUGGUGUAUGGGGCCAAAAUGAUGCCUCUCAAUUUUAAGGAAAAACCUGAUGAUUCAAGGAUGGUGAUCAACGAAUGGAUUGCCAACAAAACAGAGAACAGAAUAAAAGAUACCCUGCCAGAAGGUUCAAUAGAUUCCGACACCAUAUUAGUCUUGGUCAACGCUAUCUACUUCAAAGGUCAAUGGAAGCACAAGUUCGAUAAGCAAGAUGUCAUGAAUCUAGACUUUCACGUUAGCGAAACACACAGCUGUCCGGUACCCAUGAUGUACCAAGAGAGGAAGUUCCAGUAUGCUUACAUACCCGACGACAAGGUCAAGAUACUGGAGUUGCCCUAUAACGGUCGUGACAUCACAAUGAUAUUGAUUUUACCCAAUGAAGGCACAGCUCUGUCAGAAGUGGUGGCAAACAUGAACCUCAAGGCACUUGUUGGUUGGCUUAAUAAAAUGAAUGAGACCACAGUGACCAUGCAGAUCCCUCGCUUCCGUAUUGAGGACAGCUUGAGUCUCAAAGAGGAGCUGGAGAAAAUGGGUCUCGAGGAUCUUUUUAGUCCAACGCGCGCAAGUCUUCCAGGUAUGGUUGCUGAGGAUGGGCCAAACCUGUACAUCUCUGACGCCUACCACAAAGCCUUCCUUGAGGUAAAUGAAGAAGGCAGCGAGGCUGCCGCUGCCACUGCUGUGGUAGCCAAAGGACGUUCCUUAAACCCCUUCCGGGAGUCAUUCAUAGCAAACAGACCGUUCCUUCUGCUGAUCCGAGAGUCCAGUAUCAACGCAUUGCUCUUCACCGGUCGAGUGGCAAACCCUUGUGGGAGCAGCUAAUUCUGCGAUGAUGGUUAUUGCUCAACUUUGCAGUUCAUUGUAACUUGACGAACUGCCUUGUUUCUCUAUUAUUGGUUAUAAAUGAACUUUUAAAUUUUUCAUAACUGUUUGGUUCUUGAACAAGCAAGUAACGGAAACACACAUAUCAAGAGCAUCUUUAGGGUUUGAAAAGAUAUACAAACAAUAUGUGUACAGGCAAGAAAUAAGGAUAAAACAGGUUUAUUUUUUCAUAUUAGAAAUUUGGGUUUAGCAGUAUCACACAAUCUGGGCGUACAUAGUAAUACAUUUAAAGAACAUAAUAAAAAAUCCUUCACAGUUACACUUAAAGUGCUUUAUUUCUAUUUAGAAGAAUGGACUUGACAGACUGCCAGUGAGACAAAAACAUAGUGGUUAUGGCUUUCACAUUAUUAAUUUUGAUAAUUUGAACAGUUCUCUUAAAUUUAGACUAAUCAUAAACUCUUGAUUAACUUCAAAUAACUAAUUAUAACUUUUCCCACCUAUGAAUAUAAUGUCUAUGUUUUUAACAAUAUAUUGACUAUUUCAAUAAAUAUAUUGGAUUGCUAUUAAAAUUUGCGUAAAUAAGAUACUGUCAUGUUUGGAAUUUGGACCAACUUCCAAGAAUGAAGUAUCUCUAUUUUGUUUUAUCUUAUGCUAAAAUAUUUUCUAAGGAUUUAAAUUAAAAUGAUUAACAUUUCAUAAGACACAUGAAAAGAACAGACUAUAUUGCUUUUUGCAAAAGAAACAAUAUCGCAAGACAAGCUGUAAAAGUCAAACUUUUGGCUUCACUUGGUACAAAUUCUGAUGCCUAGAAAUCUCUUUACGUUUGGCCAUUACAAAAGAUAAAGACAACAUGCAAAUAAACAAAUUCUGCUGACGGCCAGUAGAAAAACAAUGUCUUGAUUCCUUGUACAAAGACUUUUUGAGGUAACAAAACAACUUUUUUGAUGAAGUAUCAUGUUUGCUUGCUUAUUCAGACUAAAGUUAAUAUAUUUAGAAACUAUAUACAUCAGAACACAUUGCUUGUACAAAAUAUUUGCACACUGUCUCUGAUGCAAUUAAAUAAAUUCAUAAGAUAUGACUCGGGAUUAUUAUAAGGUUUCCCCAAAACAAGACAUGCAUUUCACCACCUUUCACAAGCUUAAACAUGACAUGAAAAUUGGAGGGUAAUUGAAUCAGGAUAUAAUUUUAUCACAUUUGCCAAAAAGCAUAAUUGGGUAGUUAUUGUAUUAUAAUAUAUUGUAUAUGUGUCCUAUGGUGUGACAGCAAAAAGUUAGAAAAAAAACUAACAACGAAUAUAAAAUAUUUUAUUUUAUAAAUAUUCAUAAUUUAUAACAGGGGUUCUCAACCUUUUUGGCUCCAAGGGACUCCAAAAGAGUUACCUUGAAAGCUUGAAACGACUGGGAAAAGUUUGUUCAUUAUAAAAAUGGCCUAAUAAUAAAUAUUUUUAAUGUUUUUCUAUGCUCAUUUUGUCUCAUUUUAAAAUAUUAGUCAUCUUGAGCCCCCUUGAAAGUCAGCUGGGGGCCCCCUGUUGAUACAAAAUAAUAAAUUGUUAAUCUUUUUUUUUUUGUAAAUUUUUCCUGUCACACCAUAGGACACAUAGGGUACGGUUUAUUUGUCAACUACCCAGUUGCUUUAAAUUCUUUCAGAAGGGACAUUUUUCUUUCCAUUUAAUCAGAUUAAAGGUCAAUUUGUCAUUUUUGGUAAAAGUUUGAUCAAUAUUGUCCACACACAAUCAUUAUUAUGAUUACUAACCCCACAAUAGUUAGUUACUUAUUUCAAACGCAACGAAGAGUUUUAGGAAAUGGGGUGGAAUAUUGCUUCAUAGGUAGUUCCAUACACAUUCUGUAACACUGUGUUAUGAGCUGAUGUCAUUUGGUUAGACGUGACUUGUUUGGUCAACACCGCAGUAGAUGUGUUUUCAUAUAGAAACAUUAUACAUUACAGCCUAGUAUAUACACUGUAGCAACACAUAUAUGCUCCGCUGUUAUUUAAAGCUUAAAAAACAAAUACAAAAGCAAAACACGUAAUAUUCGAAUUGAUAGUAUCGUUUAAGAACAACGAAAACGUAGAACAGGCAGGUUGGUUGACCAUCAAAGGUCAUGCGGAAAACAUGCUAAAAUUUGCAUUAGCCCUAAAACCCAAAUCAAUACGACCAAAUUCCGACUGUUGGAAUGCAUGAUUAUAGAUACAAAUCCCUUGUUAUUAAAUUGGAAUUCAUUCACAUAGAGAUAAUAUGAUUGGCAUACACACAAACAGGCCCAUGCCCCAAAUCUAAAAUUAAAACAAAAGUCAAAAAACAAGAACCUGUUUUAUAUUCUUCUUGAUAUUUUCUAAUGAUUAUGCUGUUUAUUGACAAACCCCUUUCUCAUGAGGUUAAACCGUGACAAAUAAAAGCAGUAUCAACAUGCUCGCCCACCGGUUUCUGUACAACCGAGUAGAAAUGACACAAUUUCAGGAUCUUAUUUCCCUGCGACUGAGGCAUGGGUUAUUUACAUUAAGAGGAAAUGUUCAACUGUGUAGGUUCUUUUUUGCUGCUGUUGUGAAAUAUGGCGACCCGAGUUACCCAGAGCCCGACUUCCGAGUAAGAGGAACGGCUUGGUACGAACCAAAAAGGUAAACAUGAAAAGUAAACAGUGAGUUCCUGAUAUUUGCAAGAAGUGUUUACCUGCUGACCUGUGUUCACGAUUGUGAUAAACGGCAAACGUUUGUAAAAGGUUUUAUCUGUGUUAAUACGAGGUGAGGUGCAAAAUCGGAAAUAUCAGUAGAUGUUUUAUUUCUUAUAAUAUGCAAUAAACCUUUCCUAAAAAAAUGGUCACACGAAGUGUGAUUCACAGCCUUGUAGAAAAUGAUAACAGUUUCACCACCUAAAACGUAUUUUCCUUUUGUAGAUCGUUCUUUAAAAACGGCCUCUGUGUAGUUUAUUAUGAGUAUAAAUUGGUCUAAAUAUGCAUAAGUGACACAUGUAUAUAGACAUACAGUUAAAACUAAAAUCAUCCCACACCCUUUAAGUGCCUGAUCUAAUCUCUCACUUUCCUCCAAAUCAUAGGGUUUCACAAUAUUAUUCGGCUCCUUUGGUUACUGAGAACUUCAGUAAAUUCAGGUCAUAGCACCAGCUGAAAACAUCUGUUCAAAAGCCACGUGUCAAGGCACUUGACCCCGUGAGGUUAAAGUGCCUCCCAUCAGAUGAAGGGAAAUCGCUCAAAGUCAUUCCGUGGCAUUUCUUUGCUUCCCGUUCAUCGCAGACAUACGGUUUCUGUUUCCUACGAAAACAGCUCGGACGACCUUUUCAAGUCCAUGUCAUGGAUCAUCUCCGUAUUUCUUGACUCGACACAAAACUGCCCUCCGAAGGACCACUGUGCUAACACAUUCUAAAA
Triplophysa rosa is the source of this 6090-nucleotide messenger RNA. It is a transcript of the gene serpinc1, whose product is annotated as serpin peptidase inhibitor, clade C (antithrombin), member 1. Lineage: Eukaryota; Metazoa; Chordata; Actinopteri; Cypriniformes; Nemacheilidae. The transcript is spliced from 7 exons. The record is from RefSeq and is a predicted model, not a curated record. Gene Ontology annotation, molecular function: serine-type endopeptidase inhibitor activity. Bases 1364 to 2716 code for a protein of 450 amino acids.